AUGGCUUUCCUUCAUGGUGUUUUACAUAACAUUCAGCCUAAAUUAGGCCAGCAUAAAGACACUUUAGAUAGCGCACUUAACUCACUUAAAGUCACAAAUGAUAAUGGUAUUGCUAAAUACAGGGCGGCGAUAGCCGCGGUGGAGGGAUGUGUCAGGAGGUACAAUAAUGAAGUCGCCGCCUCAAAUUCUAAGGUAAGUCAACAAAUUAAUUUGUUGCAGGUUGCCGUCAAACGGUACGAGCAGAAGACUCUAGAUGUAGAAUUCUCAGAGACUGCAUUAAGUACGGCCGUGAAGGUGGAGCAAGCUGAGAAGUCUAUUAAUCUCAAGGUGCAAGAAUGUCAAGAGCACGCUAAAAAAUUCACUAAUGCACUUGACAUCACUAUAGAUAAAAAUGCACUUAACAACGCAAUUUCCGACCUAAAUGCUACAUUAAAAGAUAAGCUUGAGAGCGUGCGUAAGACGGUGGAGUAUGAGAGUGCGCGGUUGGGGAGGGUGAAGGGGCAAGAGCAUACCGAAAUGACGCAGGCGAUUAAGAAAAUUGAAGAAGUGAUGAGAGCUCUGAAAUCAGACGUUGAUUGUAAAAUUGACACACAGGUAAAACUGUUUGUGUCAAAGGUUAGGGAGCAAGUGGAGCCUAUAUUGGCGGAGCUUAAGAAAAUUAGUAAAAGUCUCCACGACUAUGUAGCUGAAUUGGGAAGAUGGAUUGACAGCGCAAAUUCCGCAGUUGACAAGGCGUUGGAGAUGGUGAAAAAGAUAUUAUAUGAAGUGAACGAGGAAGCUGUAACAAACAAUCCUGGUCGAAUGAAAGCGGCAAUAGAUCAGAUUGGUAUCAUGAUAAAUGAGCUUGUGACAGCUGGAAACACGGGUCUGGAUGAGGUUAGAAAAGAAGUUACUGAGGCGUUGAAGCAGGUUGUGUUGAUGAACGGGAAGAUUAUGGCGGAUUUGAAAGGUGUUAGAGACGGGAUUAUUCAGGGACUGUCGACGUAUUUUGAUACACUGAAGAGCGCAUUGGAGUCGGGAAUUAAGGAGGCUGGUAAGGACGCUUGGGAUUCUAAAAAGAAUGGUUUUACCGAACUUAAACAGAAAUUAGGUGACGAGUUGGGUCAUUUUGAAAAAGCGUUUGGCAGUGUGCCAGAGGAUGCCCAGAAAGCUGUUGCCUAUAGAAUACAUAAUGCUUUGCACUGGAUUAGUGAGGCGACCAAGAAGUUGAAUGGCGAAACUCCUGAUGCUAACAAAAUUCUCGAUCCCAUUCGAUCAGCCCUCAGCACCAAGAUUUCUGGGAUACUGGAUGAGCAGGUUGGGGAGGAGGAUGGAGGUGUAACUGUUACCCUUCCAAAAGGUCCAACACAGUUCCAGGGAUACAAAAGCUACGUUGACCAAACACAAAAAAAUCCGCCCGCCACGUCCGGCAACCCAGAACCCAUAGACGGUCUUCUUCCCAAGGCCAUCAAGAACAUCAGGACACAAGUGCAGAAUGCGCUGGAUGAUGUUGGCAAUAUUAAUAUUCACGUUGAAGAAAGGUUGAGAGAGGUUAAGGACAAUCUUAGUCUCUUAUGUCGUGCCGUUAAGAAUGCAGCCGAAACCGAUCCUAACAGUGCGCUGAAAAAGUUGAACGAGUUAAAGAACAAAUACUUUACACAACCUGGUAAGGAUGCGAACAGCAUUCAUAAAAUACACAGCAAUAUCACCAAUCUCCGAAACGAACUGGCUGAAAAGCCUAUUCAGAAGACCAACGAUCUGCUUGCGUACUUGACAAAAGCCCAAAAUCACUACAUCAAACAACUGCAGGAAGACGUCAGGAAGGACAUAAAACAAGCCACCGACAAACUCACCACCCACGCGCGCAGGCAGUACGCCGAGGCCCUCAAGUUCGCGCUCCGGCAGUUCGCCGCCAAGGUGACGGGGGAGCUCAGAGAGUUGCCGGGGGAGAUUGACAACGACAAACACAUCGGCCUGAAAGGGUUCAUGGAGGCCUUUUAUGGCCCUAACUCCGGCGACAAUAUUAACAAGCUUAAAGAUGGCAUCGAUCUCCGGACUGUCUGCCAUGGCCUCGAAAAAUUCCUCGGGCCCCUCAACACAUAUAUCAGCAGGGAAAUAGACCGCCUUAAGGAGGAGGAACACAAGAAAAAUCCUUCGCUUCAGAAACCUCAAGACCCGUAUAGCAAACAACUUAAUAAUGUAUACUCCAAACUUAGCACGCUAAUUGGUCACAUUCACAGUAAAAAUCACUACGACCACAACUUACCCACUAAGCUCGCUGAACUCACUGCCACACUCUCCGAGCUGAAACUAGACGGCUUCCCCAACCCGGUCACAGGAAUGCUGAGUGGCAUCUCCGGCGGCUGUGGAGAGUUGGUCAAAGUGCUUGGCAACGUGUACAUCUCCAGGUACGACGGCCAGAAGAUAGAGUGGGAGCAAGCCGAUACCAGCAAAAAAGCGUCAACUCCAGAUGGCUCUGCAACUAAAGCCCUAACCGAUGACGCCAACAGAUGCGCAAAGGUGUUUUUCACAUUGUUAUCCACGGUGUUCAAUGAACUGUACUAUCUGUUUCAUCACGGCGUUAAGCAUUGGAGCCAACUUAAAAUUGACGGAACUGGUACUGUAAAAGGCAGACAUGCAUUAAGAAUAUAUCUUAUUAAACAAGGAUUCGAGAUUGAGAAUCUCAACAAAACGCUGUCGACGCUGGGUGUGACAGGAAAAUUAUUUAACGGCUUCGACAAAUAUGGUGAAUUUAAUAAGCUGCCAACUGAGUUUGAAUCCAUUGAGCAAUGCACUGAUUACUUCAAACGCCAUGAAGGUCCUGUGGCAAAAUUAUUCGAACACCUGGAGACGUACAAUGAAGUGUGUCACUUCGCCACAUUCUCCUCCAAGAAACAUCCGUCAUCCAUCUACGAAAUGCUCGCAUGGUUCUCAGGCCUCCCGUACAGUUCCGUGUAUGACUCUUUGCUCCAUGACGUGUUGCCGUCGCUGCUCGAAGGCCCAAGUAAGAAGCCCGCAGACGACGAUGAGAUUGAAGUGACAGAUCUCGGCGAAGAAUCAUUUGACGCCUAUCCGCAACCAAUAACAUACAGUAGUUUAGCAACGUCUCUCAACGAUGUCUGCGCACAAUCCUAUGACGUAUUGACCGGUGUCCUCGGCCACGGUUACGCAGGCGGUGUAUAUGCCUGUGAUCAUUCCAACAACACCCUUAACCUAGCAUAUCCUAGCAGUGCCAAUGCCUGCUUAGGUAUGAUGGUAGAUAUAAUGAAUAGACUAUUCUACCAACUUUAUUUCCUGCUUACACAGUGUUCACACAAUACCGAUUACAGCGGUUGGUCAAACUGCUCGUACGGUCAGGGUGUCGGCAACUCUGGAUGGCAAUGCAACGACAACCAAUGUGCCAACCAAGAGUGUCCCCAAAAGGCUGACCAAAGUACUAGCCAAAAGUUUAGCAAUCACUUUGGCAAACUGUGCCUCACUCCCAUGGGUUUUGUAGAUAUUGGUAUUAAAGCGUCACACACGAAAGAAGGGGAGUAUCUCCAAAAGGUGCUUGAGAAGUUUUGUGGCAUUGAUCAUGCUCCCCUAACUAAGCUCUGCGGUCAACUGAAUUGUCUCUUGCCUACCGCUCCAAAGACACUAGGCGAUAUGUUUAGUUUCUACCACAAUUUCCUUAGUGACUGGAAUAGGAACACACCACAUAGGAAGGGUGCAUUUGAAGAGGCUAUUAGUAAGGCCAAUUUCAAACGUCCUUACGAAGGCUUGAACGCCCAUUCUAUAUUCGGCGGUAGUCACCCUCAUAAGCAGGCCAACGCCGAUCUUGUCAGUCUCGUUUGCUCUUCAGCUACAAGGGGUAAAUGUGGUCCCUAUCUACAUGCUCUAAAUACUGAUAUUAGCAGUAUGUAUUCUAAAGAACAUGGUGGCAAAUAUCUAUCGUGGAUAGUGUAUAGCACGGAAACUUUUUAUAAUUUACUGCAUCAGUUAUAUGAAGAGUGCAGUAGUAAGUGCGGUGGUGAAAAUCCAAAAUGCCGCAUUGCUAAAUGCCCCCCCAAAUGUACUGUUACCGAGAAAUCGGCAACGUCACCUCACGAUGCGUCCUGCGAUUCAAUUGCAAAGUGCUCGCAUACCCGUCCAAUACUGUACAAAUUCGGGUUUGUACAUGAGCACGUGGCAAAGCUGGCUGGUGAAACAACUAAACGUACGUGCAGAGACUUUUGCCACGUUUUGAAGAAAGUAAUCGGCGAAGGAUGUGCACUUGUAAAACUCAUCGAAGACAUCGAUAAAUAUAUAUGGGCUAUAAGAGAAGAAUUCUCCAUUACUCUGUUCACCCUCUGGUCGCUCUCGCUCCUGUACCUGCUGCACAUCGCCGUCGUCCGCCUCGACGUCCUGAGGAUACGCUCCCACCUGAGAUCACCCUCAAGCCACCGCAUCGCCGCACAGUCCCUCCUCGCCGCCGCACGCGUCAAGGCACUCGCCAACGUCAAGUACUUCUCACCAUAA
This is a messenger RNA of Babesia ovata, 4476 nucleotides long. RefSeq lists its product as uncharacterized. The transcript is spliced from 2 exons. Bases 1 to 4476 code for a protein of 1491 amino acids. The record is from RefSeq and is a predicted model, not a curated record. Lineage: Eukaryota; Apicomplexa; Aconoidasida; Piroplasmida; Babesiidae.